Molecule: messenger RNA, 1887 nt
Organism: Lathyrus sativus (Indian pea)
Lineage: Eukaryota; Viridiplantae; Streptophyta; Magnoliopsida; Fabales; Fabaceae
Source: the annotation of a GenBank genome assembly
AUGGAAGUAGGAGGAGAACAAAACUGCACCAACUUCAAAUCAUGGCAGGAAGAGAUUUACUGGACCCAUUUCCAGUUCAUCCAUUUCACCCAAUUUCUGCACUACGAUUUUCAACAACAACUUGCACUUCCCAAAACAUUUUCGAACAAUGUAAAGAAGAAGUUGCCAGGAAAUGUGACCCUUAAAAGUCACAGUGGAGUUGUGUGGAAUAUAGGGCUGACAACUAGAGAUGAUUCUGUUUACUUCACGAAUGGUUGGCAACAAUUUGUGAAAGAUCACUCUUUGAAGGAGAAUGACUUCCUUGUCUUUAAGUACAAUGGUAAAUCACACUUUGAGGUUUUGAUCUUUGAUGGAGAAUGCUUUUGUGAGAAAGCAGCUUCUUACUUUGUUGGAAAAUGUGGAGAUGCUCAAACUGUAAAGGGAGGAGGACAGAAAUGCAGCGGCUUCAAAUCAUGGGAGGAAGACAUUUACUGGACUCAUUUUCAGUUCAUUCGCUUCACACAAUUUCUGAGCACCCAUUUUGAACAACAACUUGCAAUUCCUAAAACAUUUUCAAACAAUGUAAAGAAGAAGUUGCCAGAAAAUGUGACCAUCAAAGGUCCUAGUGGAGCUGUGUAUGAUGUAGGGCUGAAAACUAGAGAUGAUACUUUGUACUUCACGAACGGUUGGCAGAAAUUCGUGAAAGACCACUCUUUGAAAGAGAAUGAUUUCCUUGUCUUUAAGUACAAUGGUAAAUCACACUUUGAGGUUUUAAUCUUUGAUGGAGAAAGCUUUUGCGAGAAAGCAGCUUCUUAUUUUGUCGGAAAAUAUGGACAUGCUCAAACAGAACAAGGGGGUGGUGACAAGGCAAAGGAGACAGACAAUUCUGUAGAAGAAGCCAAUAUGGCUUAUAAGGGUGACGCAGAAUGUGGUUUGCAUGAGAAAUUUCGGCAUCUUAACAAUAUAGGAAAACCAUUAGCCGCACCUUUUGGAACUACCAAUGAAAAGUCUUUUAAUGCUGGUGUUGAAUUUGCUUCACCUGAGCAGGUCAUGGCUGAUGCAGUCACUAAGACUUCAUCUGCAGCGUUUCCCUCCCAACCAACGGGUAAAAGAACCAGGAGACCUGAUAAUGAGGCUACAGCUGUCCAGAAUAACCGGCGAGGAACAUCACCAAUAGCAGGUUGGAAAACUAACUUUUUUAGUAUGCUUAGCGCAAAACAUGGUGUCGCUAGCCAUGAGACUUCUAAAGAUAUGCCAAUGAAUCCUAAAGUCAGCUCAAAACCCAAACACAAAGCUGGUUUGUCGGAUAAAAAGUUGUCAAUGAUUGGUCAAGAAGCUGUUUUAUCCACCGACUUGAAGAAACUUGGUGGAGCUUCAAAUACUCCGAAGAAGAUGGGGAUUUGCUCCAUGUCGAAAACUGCCCAUAAAAAGUUGGCUACACCGAAGAGACACCGUGUUGAAGAUGAACUAAUCUCCCAGGCUAAAGCUGAUUUGAAAAUGUUGGCUUCACUCGAAAAACAAAAAGCAGCCGAAGCUCUUAAUUCCCCAUUUCCUAAUUUUGUGACGAUCAUGAAAAAGUUAAAUGUCAGUGGAUCACGUACUUUGAGAAUCCCACAAGAGUUCGCUUCUGCACAUCUCCCCGACUACAAAACAGAAAUUACGCUUCGCAAUUCAAGAGGGGAAUGUUGGACAGUGAACUCCAUCCCAGAUAGUAAAGGGGGAAAAGCUCACACCUUGUGUGGGGGAUGGAUGUCCUUUGUUCGUGCUAAUGGCAUAAAUAUUGGCGACACGUGCAUUUUCGAGCUCGUUUCUCAUCUUGUCAUACAGGUUCAUGUAUCUGGAGUUGGAAAGGAAGGUCUUGACCAUCAAAAUGUGAAUGUGAAUCUUAAUGCUCCAUCUACCUGCUAA